AUGUAUGCAUACAGCAACAAUAACUUACAAGGUGUGACCUUGCAGUAUCCAGACCCUUGGGUCAAGACUGCUCUAACACUUUCUCUACCUCACGGUGGCCCAGCAGCUUUCAUUUGCUUCCCAGAACGUGUAAUCGCAGUCUCAUUGACACCAGGGACAAAUAUUGAGCAGAUGGUAUCUCUAAAAUCAGGAGCCACAAACAGAAUCAUCGGAGGGGGUACAAAAAGCCUGAGUAUUCAGCCUGUGCGUGAAAGUGGUGAGCACCUCCCUACUUUGAAAGUCCUGACAACUACCAGCGGGAUUUUGGAAAUAGAACUCAGCACAUCUGAGCUUCAGAGACCCAUGCCCUUGACUGCUGAGGACUGCCUUGACAGGGCAACUUUCAAGCUCAAGACCAAACUUGAUCAGGCUGUCUUCUUUGGUGUAUAG
This is a messenger RNA of Melampsora larici-populina 98AG31, 429 nucleotides long. RefSeq lists its product as uncharacterized. The transcript has 2 exons. The record is from RefSeq and is a predicted model, not a curated record. Lineage: Eukaryota; Fungi; Basidiomycota; Pucciniomycetes; Pucciniales; Melampsoraceae. The coding region runs from base 1 to 429 and encodes 142 amino acids.